Molecule: messenger RNA, 1677 nt
Organism: Marasmius oreades (fairy-ring Marasmius)
Lineage: Eukaryota; Fungi; Basidiomycota; Agaricomycetes; Agaricales; Marasmiaceae
Exons: 17
Coding region: 127-1677 (516 amino acids)
Molecular function (GO): monooxygenase activity; heme binding; oxidoreductase activity, acting on paired donors, with incorporation or reduction of molecular oxygen
Source: RefSeq, a predicted model, not a curated record
CUCAUACUCCUCACGACUAUGGGAAAUAACCAUUGUAUUCGGACGAUCCUCCCACCCAAAGCUGCUAAAUAUUUGGCUCCCUGACUCAGGAAUGCUCAAAGACACGCUACGUCCAGAAAUACCACUAUGAUCACUUCGGACGACCUACUCGUACUCCUUGUUACCGUCUACAUCGCUUUCAUCGUCUACCGGGUGUUGAGAUGGUAUAAUUUGAGGAAAACUAUGCCUCCCGGCCCUCUCGGUAACCCCUUCAGUGGAAACACGUCUCAGAUGCCUGUUGUAAAGCCAUGGCGGAAAUUUGAAGAAUGGAAUAAAGCUUAUGGGCCAGUAGUCUCAAUAUUCCUCGGUUCUACACCAGUAAUUGUCCUAGGAACGGCUCAAGCAGCCUGGGACCUCCUGGAGAAGCGCUCAGACAUAUACUCAAGCCGACCAAGAUUUAUUGUCGCCGGUGAACUGUUAUCUGACAAUAAACGUGGUUUAAUGUUACCCAAUAACGAACAUUGGAGAAAGUGGAGAAGAAUUCUACAUAAUGGCUUUCACAUUAGGAAAUCUGAAACUUACAAAGACAUUCAGUCACUAGAGUCAAAAGUUCUACUGCACGACAUCCUGACCGAUCCCACGUCAUACGAACGGCAUAUCCAGAGAUAUGCUGCAAGUGUUGUCACCUCUGUCACUUACGGUCGAAGAGUAGAAUCAGUCGACGAAUGGGUUGUGAGAGAAAACAUGGAAGCGAUGGAUUAUUUGACCAGCGUCAACAUCCCCGGAAAGUACAUCGUCGAAUCUUGGCCGUGGCUUCUAAAGCUCCCGCGCCGGCUCCAGUGGUUCCGUAAACAUCCAGAACAACGUCGCCAACGAGAUAUUACAUUCUUGAUGCAUAUCCUAAACGAUGUCAAAGCUCGGAUGAAAUCUGGGACCAUUCCCGAUUGUUUGACAGCGCAAUGCCUCAAUGACCUACAAAAAAUCGGGAUGACGGAACUGGAGCUUGCAUACGCGGUAUCUACUCCGUUUGGUGCUGGUAUUGAGACUACCGCCACGACCCUAACCGUCUUUAUUCUUGCUAUGUUGCACUUUCCCGAAGUCAUGAGAAAGGCUCAGACGGAACUAGACAGCGUCGUGGGCCUCGAACGCCUCCCUGAAUACGCCGACAAGCCAAACCUCCAAUACAUCAAUGCCCUUGUUAACGAAACACUUCGAUGGCGCCCUGUGGCGGUCUUGGGUGGGACACCGCACGCCGUCGUUGCGGACGACUUUUACAACGGAUGGUUCAUUCCCAUGGGGUCGACCGUCUUUGCAAACCUCUAUGGUAUUAUGAAGGAUCCGGCCAUGUUUCCUGACCCCGAAAUAUUUCGACCGGAACGGUUUCUUGAGACGGAUGAUCCACGACUCCAGAAUUUCGAUCUGCCUUUCGGCUUCGGACGUAGGCAGUGCCCCGGCAUGCAUCUCGCGCGAAAUUCUAUCUUCGUGAAUACAGCCAGACUUCUGUGGGCCUUCGACAUUACCCCGUCAAAGGGCAGGGGCGGCGAACCAAUUCUGCCAGAUACGUACAAUUUUACAAACGGCUUCAAUUCGAAACCCGUCAGCUUUGAAUGUAAUUUCACCCCGCGGAAUGACAAAAUUUUGAAGAUAAUCGAGGCCGAGUGGAACGACGCAAAGGAGAGAUUAGGUAGCUGGACCUGA